Molecule: messenger RNA, 482 nt
Organism: Chlorocebus sabaeus (green monkey)
Lineage: Eukaryota; Metazoa; Chordata; Mammalia; Primates; Cercopithecidae
Source: RefSeq, a predicted model, not a curated record
AUGAUUUUAAAUGCAAAUAGGGGAAAAUGUGAAGGUGCAUGGAGGAAGACAGGAGAAACAGAGAUCCUAUCAGAUGACCUUACAGACAAAGCAGAGGAUGAUGAAUUUUCUAAAACUGAGGAACUACAACUGGAAGAUGUGGAUGAGGAAAUUAAUGCUGAAAAUCUGGAAAGCAAGAAGAAAAUUGUGGGAGAUGAUGCAAGUGUUCCUACAGGUUCCCACAGUAAAACAGAAGGAGCAGAAAGAACCAGUGAUGAUAGCUCAGCUGAAACCAUUGAAAAGAAAGAAAAAGCCAACCUGGAGGAACGGGCCAUUUGUGAAUACAAUGAAAACCCAAAAGGAUACAUGCUUGGUGAUGCAGAGAGCAGUUCAUUAGAAAUCCUAGAAAAUAGUGAAUCAACACCAAGCAACGACAUGAAAAAAACACAGAAGGUAAGUGAAAUGAAUUGUCUUUUUUAAUGCUAAGACCAAAGUAUUGAAUU